Drosophila arizonae is the source of this 1167-nucleotide messenger RNA. It is a transcript of the gene Zip42C.1, whose product is annotated as Zinc/iron regulated transporter-related protein 42C.1. The record is from RefSeq and is a predicted model, not a curated record. Gene Ontology annotation, biological process: zinc ion transmembrane transport. Lineage: Eukaryota; Metazoa; Arthropoda; Insecta; Diptera; Drosophilidae. Gene Ontology annotation, cellular component: plasma membrane. Gene Ontology annotation, molecular function: zinc ion transmembrane transporter activity.
GGUGGUGCGAAGAUGUACGAGAAUCAAAUGCCGCUGGUGGUGCCAGCAAGCACAGCUGAACUCAUGGAAGUUUUGGAUGUGAGCUCGACUGCGGCAACGGGUACAGGGGAUCGGCAUGCGUUGCUUGUGGCCAAAAUUGUGGCUAUGGUGGUGCUAAUUGUGGUUACUGUGAUCUGCGGCAGUUUACCCUAUAUGCUGGAUCGCUGCCUGAAAUGGACCAAAAAGGAUCCCGAGGAGACGCGCGCUUCGACUGCGGUGCGCUGCCUGCUCUACUUUGGUGGUGGCGUUCUCUUCUGCACCACAUUUCUGCACAUGCUGCCGGAGGUGAUCGAAACGGUGGAGCUACUGCAGCAUUGUGGCAUAUUGGCCAACACGCCCUUUGCCCUGACCGAAAUGCUGAUGAGCACGGGAUUCUUUCUGAUGUACGCUCUGGAUGAGCUGAUGCAUGUGGUGAUGCAGCAUCAUCAGCAGAAGCUGAGCAGAAAGGAAUCGCUGGCCAGCCAAGCCUUCGUGCGUGGCCACAGCAUAAGGCAUAGUGUAUUGCUGACAGGACGCAAACCGGAGGAAAUGGAGCCUAUUACAGAGGAGCAUCAGCCAUGCGAUCACGGGCUGCCGGCAAAGAAUGGACAUGGUCACAGUCACAUGCCCGUGGACUCGGAUGGUUCCUCGAUGCGUGGAUUGGGCAUUAUCUUGGCCUUGUCCCUGCACGAGCUGUUCGAGGGCAUGGCCAUCGGCUUGGAGGGCACUGUGGCAACAGUGUGGUUUAUGUUUGGCGCCGUGGCUGCUCACAAGCUGGUUCUGGCCUUCUGUGUGGGCAUGGAGCUGCUGGUGGCUAGAACACGCGCCUACCUGGCCAUCAUCUAUCUCAUAACGUUCUCGAUUGUGACGCCAAUUGGCAUUGGUGUUGGCAUCGCCAUCAGCCAGCAGUCGAAUGGGAAUCAGACGAAUGUCCCUUCUGGCAUCUUGCAGGGCAUUGCCUCCGGCACGUUGCUCUAUGUGGUCUUCUUUGAGAUUCUCACCCAGAGUCAUGCGGGCUGGCGUGCCUACUUGGCUGCCCUGGCGGGCUUUGCUUUAAUGUUUGGACUGCAAAUACUUUCUGACGAAGCGGAAGGUGCUGAUAGCGACUCGUGUUACUAGAGAGGGCUCCAGAUUGACUGGAUGAUUAUU